Messenger RNA from Oryzias latipes (Japanese medaka), 3168 nucleotides. RefSeq names its product glycerol-3-phosphate acyltransferase 2, mitochondrial (gene gpat2). The record is from RefSeq and is a predicted model, not a curated record. Gene Ontology annotation, cellular component: mitochondrial membrane. Gene Ontology annotation, biological process: glycerol-3-phosphate metabolic process; phospholipid biosynthetic process; piRNA processing. Gene Ontology annotation, molecular function: glycerol-3-phosphate O-acyltransferase activity. Lineage: Eukaryota; Metazoa; Chordata; Actinopteri; Beloniformes; Adrianichthyidae.
UAAAAAGAAGAGCUUUUAACCUCCUGUUUUUAUGUGGGGAAAACAUAAUCCUGGAAACAAAGUUUUAAUAUUUUCUUUCUGCAGGUAUAUUAAAAUAUUGGCCGGGAUAAUAGGGAAUUAUUUUACAAUUUAAUUAUUCCUACUUACAUAAAUAGCCAUAUCUAUCUGUUGGUGCAGUUUGUGAUGAAAAUGCAGGCAAAAGGUUUUCUGGGUCUUUUGUCUUUUAACGAUGAUUGACAGGUCGUUGAUGACGUCACUACAGAUGGGCUUCGUUUUUGUUUUUGGCGGACAUGAAGGUUUAACCUUUUAGAAGAACAGUUGCCCUGGUUGCUUGGGAUUGUUUUUGUCCAGCCUAGACAAACCAGUGGGAGAAAAAGGUUUCAGCAGCUCCUGGUAUCUGGAUUUAGGUCUGCAGGGGUUUGUUUUGUUUCACCAUGGUGCAGGAGAAGAAUGAUGGGAUAAACAACAACAACAUGAACCUUCUACGUCAACACAACAAACCUGCAUUGUCAUGGGAAUUGAAAAUCAAGAAAAAAGUGAGGACAAUACCCAGCUUUCUAGGUAACUUCAGACCAGCUGUGGGGCAGUGCUGUCACCAGUGUACGCCGGACAGUUUGAGGAAGAAUCUUGGAAAGAAUUCUUUUCUCGGCUUCGACAACCUGCUGGACGUCAGUGAGACAAAAACCAGGUAUCGAGGCUGGCUAGUGCGGAGGUUGUGCUGUGCCCUGUUUGUGAGUGGGUUGAAGGUUUUUGGGAGUCCCGCUGGCGACAGGAUGCAGAGAAUCUGCCAGAGCAACAGGGUUAGGGAGGCGUUGGCAGCAGCAGCACAUCCCGAGGGGGAAAUCUGCCAGGAGAGGCUCAGUCGUCUCACUCCCUUCCUUCCUCUCAUCAACACCUGCAUUUCCUCUGCCCUCCUGAGAUUCACGGGCUGGGCGAUGCUGAAGAUGUUUGCUUCUGUGUUUGGCAGUAUUCAGGUUAACCUCAACCAUCUGUCAGCUUUGCACAAAGCUUCACGAGAGGGCUCUCUGCUGGUUUAUGUGUACUUGCGUCAGAGCUCCGUGGACUGUGCUCUCAUCCCUCUCGUGCUCUUCUGUCACAACCUGAGAGUACCAUACACUAUCUGUCCUCUCCACGUUAACAGCCCCUUCCUGAGAUCGGUUCUGAAUAAAUUAGGAGUUGUCCUCCUGCCAUCCUCUGUGUCAACUGAGCUGGAUGCUGAAAUGGAGACUUUAUACUCUCCUGUCAUGACCUCACUGAUAGGUGAGCUGCUCCAUGAGGGUCAGGCGUUAAGUGUUGGCGUGUCAGCUGUGUCUGGCCACGGGGGCCAGUGGCUAGCUCGCAUCAGGCGUCUCAUCAAAGAUGGAUCUGUCCCUGAUGUCAGUCUGGUCCCGGUGGGCAUCUCUUAUGACUCUGUGACCAACACCAACCUGCAGGGAUCCACACAGGUCUGCCUAAGAUCUGCUCUUCAGUGGCUCUGGGACCUUUUCUGGAAGAAACCUGAAGGAAGUGUGAGGAUUCAUCUGGGUCAACCUUUCUCUCUGAAGGAGAUGUGUGAGCCAGGAAGGUGCAGGGUAGAUAAAUGGCUCCCUCUGCAGAACCUGUUGCUGCCUGUCAUCCUGAACAGCAGGGUUGAUGACAUGUAUGGGAAGAGGCAGAUGCUGUGGCUUCUGCCUUCAUUUGAAUGCACACCUGAACUAAGUCCUUCUGAAAAAGACGUGUGUGUCGCCAUCAUCCUUCACCUCAUGUUCUCUGCAGCUUCCUGCAAGGCUGUGAUGUCCACCAGUAUAGUGGCCAGUCUUUUGCUUCACAGAUACCGCAAGGGCGUGAGCGCUUCCACCCUAUGUCUCGACGUGGCUUGGCUCACUGAGGAACUCUUGUUCAGAAACAGAGACGUCGGCUUUGGGGGAAGUUUGGUGGAAGUCGUCCACUAUUCUCUCUCUCUGCUAUCUCCCCACAUUAUCAUCGCUGCUGUACCAUCCAGAGAAGACCCUCUGAUCAUGUCCCAUCCAUCUGCUGCUGCUGCACUUCAUCUCUCCCACCUGGCCCAAACAGUGACGCAUGCCUUUACACUAGAAUGUGUCGGAGCGUGUGCGGUGUCGGCCAUGCUGCGCGAGGUGGUUUUCAGUGGCGUCAGCAGCAGGGUGAGGACUGAAGGCGUGGAGGGAGAAGAGGUCAAAGAUGACAUGGAGUUUGAUGUGGUGCUCUGCCAGACCGAGCUGACGGAGAGAGCCUUGCAGCUUUGCCAUCUCCUGCCUCCGGGCUCCAUGCCACCCUGCCAGUCGUCUCAGAGUUUCGCUCUGGAUGCCAUCGACAGUCUGGUGCGCUGUGGUGUCCUGAUCACAGAAGAAAAUCCUGCAGCUGCUCCUAAGUGCGACUUCUGGAAGAAGGAGAGUUCUCUGAAAUGGACCACAACUGACGACCCGUACCACAGCGACUCCGACUGUGAGGAGCAGGACCUGUGGUCCUACAAGAUAAGCCAGCCAAGCCGGUGUCCAGACAUGCUUUUCUUCCUCUGCAGCAUGCUGGCUGGACAUCUGAGGACCCUGUGCUGGACCACCAUGGCCCUGGACAUCGUGGACACCCCUCUGGCUGAGGCUGAGUUUGUGCGACAGAUCCACUCCCAUCUGUGGAACACAGCAAAUCAGAAGAAGCAGUAUUACGAGAGUUGCUCGGAGGAGGCGGCACACACUGCUGUUAGAACACUAAUAGACCUCGGGGUCCUCUUGGAGGAGCGUCAGACAGGAGGUGUCUUCCUGGGUGUCAGUCCUUUGUUCCAGUUGUCAGAGAACAGACAGAAGCUGCAUUGCUUCAUCACACAGUAUCUCUACAGUUAAUGUUCUCCAGCUUUGUUCAGCUGCAGAAUCUCAUCCUUUUGUUAGGGAAGCCUCUGUUCAUUUAAAAGCUCUCAUUUAAAAAGCUUGUAUUUUCAAGUAAAUUGCUUAUAUAUAUAUAUAUAUUUUUUUUUACAACUCUGUGAAAGAGACAUUUCUUGCAGUGGUUUUUUUUUCUAAGGUUGGUUGCAAAGAAAUAGCAGUAGAUUUUUGAUGGAGUUCCGGUAAUCCACUGUGAAAUCGCCGUUUUGGCGUUUGUAAUUAAAGCUGCUCCUGUUUUGUGCUUAUGUAAAGUCGAUAGAUAAUAAAAGUCCUUUUUUUGUGUUGUACACAGCAA